Drepanopeziza brunnea f. sp. 'multigermtubi' MB_m1 is the source of this 225-nucleotide messenger RNA. RefSeq lists its product as uncharacterized. The record is from RefSeq and is a predicted model, not a curated record. NCBI's taxonomy places the organism in Eukaryota, Fungi, Ascomycota, Leotiomycetes, Helotiales, Drepanopezizaceae.
AUGUCGCAGAUGGAAUGCUACGAGGACAACCAAAAAUUCUCGUGCCUCUGCGGUGUAAACUAUGCUCAAACCGAGCUCGCAUGCAAAGCAACAGGUGUUGGAGAGAUGACAGGCAGCCGCAAUGACUACAGCUGUAUCGUUCCUGACGCCAAUGGCCGCGAACUCUUCCAAACUGACGCCUGCAUCAUUCCCGGCCGCAGUUGCGUGCCGAUCGAAGAACAAUAA